Molecule: messenger RNA, 570 nt
Organism: Prosopis cineraria
Lineage: Eukaryota; Viridiplantae; Streptophyta; Magnoliopsida; Fabales; Fabaceae
Exons: 4
Coding region: 1-570 (189 amino acids)
Source: RefSeq, a predicted model, not a curated record
AUGCGUGCGUCUCUAGCUGAAAGUUCAAGUCUGCUGCCUGCUCUGCUCUUGGCUUCUUUUCUCUAUGCCCUUUGUGUAUGUGUGUACGUGUUCUGCUCUGUGAAGCUUCCUUUCGUGUAUGUGUGUGCAUGUUCUACUCUGUGCUUCCUUUGCUCAUCUAGUGUUUUUGCAACAAAGGACCAGAAUGGAUGGCUAAACGCUGUUCGGGCCCUCCUCAUUUCUUCUUCCUGUCCUGAACGCUACUCGGGGGAAGCUACUUUAACCGUUGUCUACUACAUAAAUAAAGUUCCUACCCCAGUUCUUGGUAAUAUUUCUCCUUUCGAGUGCCUUUAUGAUUCCCCUAUAGAGCUCACUACCAACACUACACCUACUCCUGAUAUGCCUACUGUUACAUCUCAAGAUGUUUCCACACAAGCCAUAUCUCCUGAGCCAGAACCCAAAUCCUUUAAGGAAGCCUCUUGUGAUCCCUUAUGGCAGCAAGCUAUGAAGGAAGAAUUGCAGGCUUUAGAGAAAAUGCAUACUUGGGAUCUUGUUGAUCUUCCUUCUAGUAAAACUCUUGUUGGCUGUUGA